AUGAGUUCAUUCUGGAAAGACUCUUUGCGCUUUUCCCAAGGGAGUCCUCCACUUGCAGAAGGUGUAAACCCUACUCGACCACGUGGGAGAUGCACCAACUUUCUGGAGUUUCUCGCCGUGAUGUUCUCGGAUGCGGAAGGCAGAAAGAUUGGGAUGCAUCCAGUUAUGACGAGCUCUUCGCCAACCUUUUCAGACGUCAGCAUGGGGGUCGUUUACCACGAUACUGGAAGCCCUACGUGUCCUCGAAUCAACCCAGCUCUGGUGGUGGAAUACGCGGAACUAGGCAACCUGAAGUCGUUCCAGGCAGAUGGCCUUGGUCGUGACAUCGUUGACAAGUUCGAUAUUUGUCAUGACAUCGCUGAAGGUCUAUGCUGCCUUCAUCAAUGCGGCGUCAUCCAUGGAGAUAUCAAAAACACGAAUAUCCUGAUGUGCAAGCAUAAAACUCGCAACUUCGUAGCCAAGGUCUCCGACUUUGGCUUUGCCAUCUCCGUUCACGAUGAAAAUCCACGCCUCGUUGGUCAUACCUUCUAUCUGGAGGCACCGGAAGCCAAAUCACCGCUGCAACCAAAGCACUUAGUGCAGCUUGAUAUUUACUCAUACGGUCUCCUGCUUUACACUGUGAUGAAGAACGGAACAAUGUUUUAUGACAGCAUACCAGUAGAUGGUCGUUCAGAGAAUGUUGCGAAGAUGAAGAAUUCUAAUCUCUUGCCUGCCCUUUUACAAGCGAAUCUGCUCCAGACUAUGGACCGCGACAAGUGUCUUCUCCUGUUGUUCUGCAAAGUCUUAGCUUACUGCCUGCGUACAAACCCGGCCGACCGGUUUGGUAACAUGCGCGACGUUCUGGACCAUCUGAAAUGGGCGAAUCCACGAGAUUUGGAUCUAUCAUUGCAUCGCAACGAAGAUCUGUACAAGGUUUUGCGGCUUCCAACGUCUCUCUAUACAGAAUCCAAAGACCGUAUACUAAAGGCAUUCAACCAACAGCUAGAUAAAUACUGUGAAGAUACCAAGCUCGAAAUGCCUCUCAUCGAAAUGCUCAAGGAUUUAUACAGGCGAAGAAUGGAAAGAGAAGUUGAAAUGAUCAUAUCUAAGCCGACAACCUCAGAUGCAACGCAUUACGAUAUUUGUCCUAACCUAGAUUUAACCCUAUGGAGAUUCAACAUCGGGCUCGCAACUUACCCACAGCCUCCUGAAAAAGGCGUUCAGGCGGCCUCAAAGAAAAUCGAAUCGCCUCCGACUCAGAUACUGUUUGUCAACCAAACAAUGCCAGAUUUAUCAUCCCAUCAUGAUGUUCUCCAGAAGAUGUCUGAUGCCAUUAAACUCUUCAUCGUACAGGAGCUUGAGCGACUAGGGGUGCAGGACGAAGAUCAAGGACGUGCUGGAAUCGCAACCUACAACCUAGGUUACUGCUAUAUUGCUGGAAUUGGAGUCAAUGAGGACAUUGAGGUUGGAAUUAAAAAAAUGGAGCAAGCAGCGAAAUUGGGAUGUGAGCGAGCACGGAAGCAACUUCUCAGGUAUUACGCAUCUGAAAAGGUUCUUGAUAACCUCCAACAGACCAAUUUCGCUCUUUGGUCUGAGGAUAGUCUCGAGGAGAGGGACAAGCCUGCCCUCCGCAUGCUUGCAACCGUUGCACCGGACGUCCACUCACAUCUACGAGCACAAUGGGCCCUUGAUCGUGCUCUCGUGCUUGACAACGCAUCAGCAACCACCACCGUGGACCGCCCGUUGAUGACGUGGAGGGCCCAGCUACUCCACUUCGCAGCGUCAAAUGAUAUGCCCGAGCUUUUGGAACAGAUGCUUCAAGCUGAGCCAGCAAUUAUCAACGCCAAAAACCACUAUGGGCAGACACCUCUCAUUGCUGCGUGCCAGUCGGCAAAUCUCGGCAUUGCGCUGUAUUUGUUGAACAACGGCUCGGAUGUAAAUGCCCGGGACGAACAUGGGUUUACAGCAUCACACUGGCUGAUAUCAUUUUCCCAUGGUGAGAAGCAGACCAUUGCCACAUCGUUGGGGGCUGAAAACGUGGAUCCCAACGUAUAUGGGCUAUGGCCAGAGGCUUUAAAAGAAGGCCCACCGAAUCUCCACGGCGGACCGGCCAUUAACGGCGCACCCCUACAUUGGGCGAUAGCUUGCAGUGAUCUUGCUGCUGUAGAACUGCUUAUUGGCAUGGGAGCGUCCGCGUCUCAGUUGACGCAGUAUAGGCCAACACCUUUGGAAUACGCCUGCAGACUUAGUGAAGCUAGCAUCUUGCUCCGGCUACUGGAAGAUGCUGCCACGAAGCUAGCAGUUGCCGAGUAUCUUCCGCUACAAGGCUCUAGUGGUAUGAUCCAGAUCAAUGCUCUUUUCUGGGUAUUGUGUGGGACUUCUCAGCUGGCAAGAUUGAUAAGACACGGUCGUGACUUCGAUAAAAAGACCGAGCAGACGAUCAGGUGUCUCAUCGAAGCUGGAUGCUCCUGCGAAGGUGUUUUACUCGCUCAAUCAUCGAAAAUGUCAGCGCCAUUUGCGACUGCGUUUCAUCACUGCAAUGCCGAAAUCAUGCGCGCUGGGCUAGCUCAUGGCUUCGCACCGUACAUUGACACAACAUUUGGUAAAGCAGCAUCUGGGGGUCCAGCAAUGUCGCUAGCCCUUGCCCAUAGAGAUAGAAAGAUGUUUCAGUAUCUUUUGACAGCUGGGGCAUCGUUGACAUGGCGAAACUUGAAUAAACAGCCUCCAUUGUCAAUGGCAGCGAAAGAAACCGAUGAUGAAUGGUUUGCAGAACGGCUCCUAGAGAAGGGUGUCGAAUUGGAUGACACUGAAGGCCCUAUCACGGCUUUUUGGACUGCCGUCUACUGCGGGAACCUGAACAUGGCAAGAUUUCUCUGGGAGAAAGGGGCAAAGAGGGACAGCAGAAACAAACUGAAUGGAACAACAGUACUUGGCCAAUUGGUUGGUUUCCGAACACAAAACGCAUCAGAGAGAAUUCGAUUCAUCCUCGACCUCCCCGAUCGUGACGAGGGAGAUGGAUUUGAAGUCCUACAAUCCACCGACUACAACCAUGACAGGAUUUCUGCUUUGCACUUGGCAUGUAGUCCUUAUGCAUCCACCGCUCCCUUCACAGAAGAUCCUGAGACUGAAGAGGGAUGUAGACUAGUAUUAUCCCUCCUUCUGCGCAAAUUUGGAGCGCCUGAAUACGUCAACAGCACACUCGGACCACACCACGACGUACCACUCGGUCUUGCCGUCGAAAUCGGAAACCAUCACGCAGUUCGCCUCCUGCUCGAAGCCGGUGCAGAUCCUAAUGCCCAAGACGAGUACUCUCGUACACCCCUUGACAAGCUCUAUUGGCGCUACUGCUACCCGGCGACACUCGAUGUUCUUGUUGAAGUACGAGAUGACAAACGCAAGGUAGCUCAAAGACUCGCCUAUGUGAAUCGAAACACCUCAGAGGUCUUGAGUCUGCUGACCAGCUACGGUGCAAAGGCAAAUGUCUUCCGGUUUCCUUCGUGGCAUCAGUCAGAUCCGGGAUAUCGCUCGCCAGACUGGGUCCUAGCGAGGCUUCAAGAAAACGCUGAGAGGCCACCUGUUGAUCACACAACGCCUAUGUGGGGCGGUAUGCCGAUCUCCAUUCCAGAGCGUCCAAUGCAAUUUGAGGCCCGAAGGCGUCUGGCCGAGCAGCAGGAAGCUAAGAACGAGAAGGCACAGGCAUAA
Messenger RNA from Endocarpon pusillum Z07020, 3681 nucleotides. RefSeq lists its product as uncharacterized. Gene Ontology annotation, molecular function: protein binding; protein kinase activity; ATP binding. The record is from RefSeq and is a predicted model, not a curated record. The transcript has 4 exons. Gene Ontology annotation, biological process: protein phosphorylation. The coding region runs from base 1 to 3681 and encodes 1226 amino acids. Lineage: Eukaryota; Fungi; Ascomycota; Eurotiomycetes; Verrucariales; Verrucariaceae.